Messenger RNA from Necator americanus (New World hookworm), 624 nucleotides. RefSeq lists its product as uncharacterized. The coding region runs from base 1 to 624 and encodes 207 amino acids. NCBI's taxonomy places the organism in Eukaryota, Metazoa, Nematoda, Chromadorea, Rhabditida, Ancylostomatidae. The record is from RefSeq and is a predicted model, not a curated record. Gene Ontology annotation, molecular function: glutathione transferase activity. Gene Ontology annotation, biological process: glutathione metabolic process. The transcript has 7 exons.
AUGGUCCAUUACAAACUGACAUACUUUCCCAUACGCGGACGCGCGGAAUGCGCUCGUCAGAUUUUCGCUCUUGCCGGUCGGGAAUACGAGGAUGUUCGUCUUACACAUGAACAAUUCGCUGCAGCCAGACCGAAUCUGCCAUUCGGACAAUUACCAGUGCUGGAGGUGGACGGGAAGCAGCUUUCUCAGUCUCUAGCAAUCAACCGCUUCCUAGCUAGACAGUUUGGGUUCGCCGGUAAAACUGCUUUCGAAGAGGCUCUAGUGGAUUCGUUGGCCGAUCAAUUCGCUGAUUAUCUUACGGAAGUGAAGCCCUAUUUCCUCGUAGUAUUCGGAAUCACGAAAACCGACAAUCUUGAGAAAUUGAAGAAAGACGUAUUGUUGCCUGGACGUGCAAAGUUGCUUCGUUUCGUCACCAACUUCCUUAAAAAGAGUAAAUCCGGUUUCCUUGUUGGUCCGGAAGUUACAUGGGUCGAUCUGUUGAUUUCGGAGCAUGUGGCAGAAACGAGCGAGCAAGUACCAGAGUACCUUGAUGGUUUUCCAGAGGUCAAGGCCCACAUGAAAAAAGUUCGUGCGAUUCCAAAAAUCAAAAAGUGGCUCGAGACUAGACCGCAGGGACCUUUCUAA